AUGAUCCUGAGCUGGUCUAGGACUCGACUUCAGCGUGCGAAUAAUGAUGCGAACUCCAGUUUCUUCGAGGAGGAGCGCAAGAAAGCUCUGGCCGUGCUCCGAUCGUAUGGAGUUGUCUACAGCGACAGUGAGUGGCCUUCGUUCCGUGACCGGCUCUGGGGAUUGAUGCUGCUUAAUGACGCCAAGCAGCAGGAGCGCAUUACGGGUAUAUAUCUGGAGCAGACCGUUUACUAUUGGACUUCCUGUCUCUACGGUACGGUGGAGAAAGCAAUAUAG
Molecule: messenger RNA, 276 nt
Organism: Penicillium alfredii
Lineage: Eukaryota; Fungi; Ascomycota; Eurotiomycetes; Eurotiales; Aspergillaceae
Exons: 3
Coding region: 1-276 (91 amino acids)
Source: RefSeq, a predicted model, not a curated record